Messenger RNA from Gastrolobium bilobum, 1335 nucleotides. RefSeq names its product histone deacetylase HDT1-like. NCBI's taxonomy places the organism in Eukaryota, Viridiplantae, Streptophyta, Magnoliopsida, Fabales, Fabaceae. The transcript has 10 exons. Bases 186 to 1076 code for a protein of 296 amino acids. The record is from RefSeq and is a predicted model, not a curated record.
GUUGAUUUAAAUAAUGAAGGAAAAAGCGAGGGGAGAAGCAGAGAACUCAAAAAAACCCUAAUAGAGGGGGAACUGUGCACUAUAUAUAUUAAACCCUUAAACCCAUUUUUCAUCCUGAUCGACCUUCUCUUCAUCGCUCGGCCAGUCUUUACUCGUACUUGUGCCUCUCUCGCUGUUUCUUUCAAAUGGAAAUUCCAAUGGAGUUUUGGGGUGUUGAGGUUAAGGUUGGGCAGUCUGUUAAAGUUGACCCAAUGGAUCCAGUUAGUGGAUACAUACACAUUUCUCAGGUUGCACUUGGGGAGGCAAAGAAAGACAAAGCAAGUGAACCUGUGGUUUUGUACUUGAAAGUUGAUGACCAAAAGUUUGUUUUGGGAACUCUUUCUAGGGAUGACAUUCCUCAUAUAUCUCUGGAUUUGGUUCUAGACUCCGAGUCUGAGCUUUCCCACAAUUCCAAAAAUGCUAGUGUUUAUUUUUGUGGAUACAGAGUUGUAACUGAGGAAGGCAAUAAUUCUGACUUUUCUGAUAGUGAUGAUGAUCUUAUAUUGGAGGACGAAGAUAGUGGAAAACCUGAAACAAAAGCUGGGGAUGCAAAGGUUACUCAAGCUAAGAAACCUGUUGCUGUGGUUGGUGCAUUAGCAAAACAAGUCAAAAUUGUUGAUCCAAAGAAAGAUGAAGAGGAUGACUCCGAUGAUGAUGACGAAGAUGAAUUGGGAGAUUCUGAUGAGAUGGAUGCUGAUAGUGAUAGUGAUGAGGAGAGUGAGAGUGAUGAAGAGACCCCUGCUAAGACCCCUGUUAAGAAGGUGGAUCAGGGCAAAAAGAGACCAAGUGAGUCUGCAUCAAAAACUCCUGUUCCUACCAAGAAAGCUAAAAAUGCUACUCCUGAAAAGACUGAUGGUAAGAAAAAUGUACAUACAGCAACCCCUCACCCUAUGAAGAAGGGUGGAAAGACUCCCAACAGUGCAAAGAACCAGACUCCCAAUUCUGGUGGACAAUUAUCUUGCAAAAGUUGUAACAAGUCUUUCACCUCCGAAACUGGUCUUCAAUCACAUAACAAGGCUAAGCACGGUGAUAAGUGAUUUUGCGAUUGUUACCGUAUUCAUGUAGUAAUUUUCCCUUGUAUUACAUUGAGUAUGGUAAGAAAGUUAGGGUGUUUUGUCCUCGCUCUUAGACAAGUAAACGGUGGAAGGUUCAAGUUUAACGCAUGGUUUGGAAAUUUUGUUUGACGUUGCUGAGCGCCUAUAUUUUAAAAUUGCUGCGUCUGAAUCUUGUUUUUUAAAUCGAUUCUAUGAAUUUGAGUACUUGGAAAUUGUAGUUGGGUGCUUUGCUUUUUCUAUU